This is a messenger RNA of Saitoella complicata NRRL Y-17804, 1734 nucleotides long. RefSeq lists its product as uncharacterized. Gene Ontology annotation, cellular component: plasma membrane. Gene Ontology annotation, biological process: iron ion transport; intracellular iron ion homeostasis; copper ion import. NCBI's taxonomy places the organism in Eukaryota, Fungi, Ascomycota, Saitoellomycetes, Saitoellales, Saitoellaceae. Bases 1 to 1734 code for a protein of 577 amino acids. The transcript has a single exon. Gene Ontology annotation, molecular function: ferric-chelate reductase activity. The record is from RefSeq and is a predicted model, not a curated record.
AUGAGUCAUAAUCACGGGAGCACGGGUACUACGACGGGCAGUUCGAGUGGUGCUUCGACGACGGUUGAUUUGGCGGAUAAGGUCGCUUACGGGCUGCUCUACGCUUCACAACAUGAGAAGCACAUCAUGUAUGCAUGGAUCAUCUGGGUCCUCAUUGCAUUCGUCCUCGGUGCGGGUUUCAUCCUCCGCCUGACAAAAGCUCACCGACAAAUCCCGCUCGCGUCGGUAUCUCGCCGACUCUUCCUCAAGCAGACUUUCCCGUGUACAAACUGGCGUAUGUCAGUGGCGCGUGGACAUGUUUUCGCCCUCUUCUUGUACAUCGCUUACAACUUCGUCUUCACCUUCGCCGACAUCCCCUACGGUCGGAAGUACCGUUACCCGUCGAAGCACAACGGCAUGAUGCAAACCGCAACAACAAUGCAAUUCACCGCCAACCGCACCGGGUUCCUCGCCUUCUCCGGCGUCCCGCUCGUCUUCCUCCUCGCUGCCAGGAACAACCUCGUCUCAUGGGCAACGGGCAUCCCUUACAACGCCCUGAACUUCCUCCACCGCUGGGUCGGCCGUGUAGUCUUUAUCCUCUCCUGGCUCCACAUCAUCCUGUGGUCCCUCGAACUCGACAUCAACUACUUCCCAAAGGGCAAACACUCAUACUACAACACCCGCUGGACAAUGCGCUACUGGCUCGGGGGAUUCGCAGCAACGGUCUUCCUCUGCUUCCUCUGCCUCCACUCCCUCCCCUUUGUCAGGCGCUGGACUGGGUACGAGUUUUUCCGCUCGAUGCAUGUUUUUGGGAGUUUGUUGUUUUUGAUCGGGUGUUGGGUGCAUUGGCCGACGGCGUUUCAGUGGAUUGCGGCGGGGAUUGCGAUUUUGUUUGCUGACCACAUGGCCCGGACCUCGCGGAUGCUUUUCAUUCAGCUCCGCGGACGUGGGAGUGCGGAAGCUGUUGUUGGAAUCUUCUCUGAUGAGGAUGAGGUCGACGUUAUGCGCAUCACCAUCAAAAACUGUGGCAUCAAGUCUUGGAGGGCUGGACAACACGUCUUCCUCUGCUUCCCUGCACACUCACGCUUCCAAGCCCACCCCUUUACCGUCGCAAACUCGAGCAACAAAACCCACAACCCUGAUGGGGACCUCGUCUUCGUCGUCCGUCGCAAGAACGGAAUGACCGACCGUCUGUGCCAACUCGCCGCAGAAUCUAAAACCCUCAAAGUCUGGGUUGACGGGCCCUAUGGCGUCGGUGCUUUAUCCCCCGAGAUUUCUGGGCGACACAUCCAACUCGUCGCAGGCGGAACCGGAAUCUCGUUUGCACUUUCCGCUGUCUCCGAGCUCACUGGCCGUGACAUCCCGGGUACGAUGCAAUUGGACUGGUAUGUCCGUCGCCGAGCAAACACGGCCUGGUUCGGUAAUGAUCUAGCGAAACUAUCACAUUUGUUCGGAAGCACCCUACGAAUCAGCAUCCACAUCACCCGCGAAUCCCCCCUCACCGCCUCCUCCACCGAGAAAGAUACCUCCAACUCCUCUCUCACGGCCAUCGAGGGUGUCACAUAUUCUUACGAUAAAAACUCUUGUGCUGAGGUAUUGAGGAUGUAUGCUAGUACAGUGGACCCGAGACAGGGUACGUCGAAGAUCGCGGUGUUGGCUUGUGGACCGGGGAGUAUGGGGCCUAAUGUUAGGAAUGCGGUGGCGGAGAUGAAUGGGUCGGUGGAUGUUAAGUGUGUUAUGGAGGAUUAUGUAUGA